CACAGGGAACCAGGUGCAGCCAACGGGCAAAGUGUGGGUAACCAAAAUGUCUGGAUUAUAUAGGGAAGAGUAGCUCAGGUACCCAGGGCUGGAGAGUUCAGGGUAGGAGGUGGGGGUAGGCAAGCGAGGAGGACCCUGUAACAGGUAAGCAGUGAGAACAACGGGACAACUUGGCAGCCAGUGUCCCCCUUGACUUGUGAAAGGCACCUCAGCCGCCAUGAGUCGAGGUUUUGAAAUGUAACUAUAGCCUACAUCAGAGCUGGUAGGUGCACCGGACUACUCGUGACCCGUGGAUCCCUGGCAUCGCAGAGCUGCAGGCACAGGAACUAUCAGCUUUCUGGAUUAUGAGACUGUGGCUCGCCUCACUCGGGCAUCUGGAGACUUUCCAUAUCUGCAGCCUGGUGAGACCAAGUACUCCUGGUCCAGAGAUGAGCGUCUGUUGCUGGGAUGACCUGCCACUUUCUAUCAGGAGCGCAAGGAUGCAAUUCUCUUCAUCUUCCUCUUUUCACAGUGGAGUCCAACCAUCCUCCUGCACUAACAUAUCUAACUUUCCGGAAGUCUAAGAGGUCCUAAGCUUGCUCCGCCCUCCGGGCCACGUGAACGCGGCAUUCCUAAACCCCGGAGGGCUGGCCGGACGCUGGAGGGCGGGCUCAGAAUAGGACACAAAUGGACCGGAAAAGAAUGACAGUUUGGGGGCGGGGCCAGAAUGGACCUAGAAAGCAGGUGCGGGACCUUUAGGGCGGUUGAGGGGACCGAGAGACCUAGAAGACCGGUGGGACCACUUUAAGUAAUGUAAUUGUGCGGGUUGGGCAGAUCCUGGAGUCAGGCGCUCACGGGCCGUGUUCACAUUCCUAAAGGACCUGUUGACGGUGACCCCCGCGUGAAGAUUCAGGGUUGCUAAUGAACUCAGAGUGGAGGGAAGGGCCAAGAAGGCUGGCACCAGGGCGAAGUAAAUGAACCUUGAGGUGUGGCUCCAGGAGCACCAAUGAACUUGGGAAGGGUGAGCGGGUGGAUCCAGGGGCGCCAAUGAACUUGGAGAAUGAAAUUAGAAAGGAAGGGCGGGCACCAGGGGUGGAACCAGGUAGGCUUGGAGGGAGGAUCCAGCCCUAUCCGGGAGAGCAGAGUUGCAGGGACAGAAGUAACCACUUGGCGGAAUGGAAAUACAGGGGGCGUAUCAGGUCCAGGAGGAGGGUUCAGGUCAGACUCCUGGGCUAGUUUCAGGGACUAAAGAACCCGGAGGGCGGGACGGGCACUAGGGAGGGACUAAUGGACCUAGAGGGUGGAUACCAGGGGUAGAGAACCUCGGCGGAGAUAGAGCUGGUACCAGAGAGAACCUGGAGGACUGAGUGACCAAGGAGGCGGGACUUGGGGGGGUGCUUCAGGGAGUGCAUGGGAGUCCACGGCAGGCUCAGUACUGGCGUCUGAGCCAGCCUCAGAAGGAAAGAGCUAGCCAAACAAGAGCCCGAGCCGAGGCCACAGCCCUUGGGCAGUAGGCGUGACCUCUGUUGUCCCGUUCAAUCCCUGCACCCAUUCCCUGGUGGCUUGGACCGAUGAAGCUCAUCGUUGGAGAGCAGGGAAACUGAGGUGGUGACUACGGCAGUUCGUCCACUAGAGACCCUUUCAAUCGCCCCUGUGGCGCUGCCUGGAGCCGAGAGCAUGGCAGAGACGCCACUGUCCCCGGUCCGUGGAGACUCGGGGUGCUCUUCAUCCGGGAUGUGGGCCGCACUUUACGACUACGAUGCGCGCGGCGAGGACGAACUGAGCCUGAGGCGCGGUCAGCUGGUGGAGGUGCUGUCCCAGGACGCCGCAGUGUCAGGCGACGAGGGCUGGUGGGCCGGCCAAGUGCAGAGGCGCCUGGGCAUCUUUCCCGCCAGCUACGUGGCGCCGUGUGGCCCGGUGCCGUCGCCUGCGUCGCCCCCACCGCGUCCCUGCUCACCGUUGCACGUGGACUUCGAGCGCCUGGAGCUCAAGGAGCUGAUCGGUGCCGGCGGCUUCGGCCAGGUGUACCGCGCCACUUGGCAGGGUCAGGAGGUGGCGGUGAAGGAGGCACGCCGGGACCCUGAGCAGGACGCGGCGGCGGCGGCCGAGAGCGUACGGCGCGAGGCGCGACUCUUCGCUAUGCUGCGGCACCCCAACAUCAUUCAGUUACGGGGUGUGUGCCUACAGCAGCCGCACCUCUGCCUGGUGCUGGAGUUCGCGCGCGGCGGGUCACUCAACCGCGCUCUCGCAGCUGCCGCUCCGGAUCCCCGAGUACCAGGCCCGCGCCGCGCACGCCGCAUUCCCCCGCACGUGCUGGUCAAUUGGGCAGUGCAGAUAGCCCGCGGUAUGCUCUACCUGCACGAAGAGGCUGUGGUACCUAUUCUGCACCGAGACCUCAAGUCCAGCAACAUUUUGCUACUGGAGAAGAUAGAACAUGAUGACAUUUGCAACAAGACACUGAAGAUCACAGACUUUGGGCUGGCAAGGGAGUGGCACAGGACUACCAGGAUGAGCGCAGCAGGGACCUAUGCCUGGAUGGCUCCUGAGGUCAUCAGGUCCUCCCUGUUCUCCAAGGGCAGUGACAUUUGGAGCUAUGGGGUGCUGCUCUGGGAACUGCUCACAGGCGAGGUCCCUUACCGUGGCAUCGAUGGACUGGCUGUGGCAUACGGGGUGGCCGUCAACAAGCUCACACUGCCUAUUCCAUCCACCUGCCCUGAGCCAUUUGCAAAGCUUAUGAAAGAAUGCUGGGAACAAGACCCUCAUAUCCGCCCUUCGUUUGCCUUAAUUCUUCAGCAGCUGACUGCAAUUGAAGGGGCGGUGGCGACUGAGAUGCCCCAGGAGUCCUUCCAUUCCAUGCAGGAAGACUGGAAACUGGAGAUUCAGCAAAUGUUCAAUGAGCUUCGAACCAAGGAGAAGGAGCUGCGGUCCCGGGAGGAGGAGCUGAGUCGAGCCGCCCUGCAGCAGAAAUCCCAGGAAUUGCUGCUCAGACGCCGGGAGCAGCAGCUGGCAGAGCGCGAGAUAGAUGUGCUGGAGCGGGAGCUGAAUGUCCUCAUCUUCCAGCUGAGCCAGGAGGCACCACACGUGAAGAAGAGAAAGGGGAGGUUCAGGAGAGGCCGGCUGAGGCUCAAAGAUGGCCACCGCAUCAGCCUGCCUUCAGAUUUCCAGCACAAGAUCACAGUGCAGGCCUCCCCAACCCUGGACAAGCGCCGGAGCUCGGACAGCCGGCUCUGCAGCCCUCCCAGCAGCCCCUUGAUGCUCCCCCGCCUCCGAGCUAUUCAGUUGACUUCAGAGGAGAGCAAUAAAACCUGGGGACGGAAUGUGGUCUUCCGACAAGAAGACUUUGAAGAUGUGAAAAGGAAUUUCAAGAAAAAAGGCUGUACGUGGGGACCAAGCUCCAUUCAAGCGAAAGAAAGACCGGAGGGCCGAGAGCGGGUCAGGCCUCUCUCAGAUGGCAACAGCCCUUGGUCGUCUCUUUUAAUAAAAAGUCAGAAAACCAUGCCGUUGGCUUCGUUGUUUGUGGACCAGCCAGGAUCUUGUGAAGAGCUGAAACUUGUCCCUGACGGAUUAGAACAUAGAAAACCAAAGCAAAUGAAGUUCCCUGGCCAGGCCUAUGUUGGUCUACCUCUUUGCAAAGACAGCCAGAGAGAGCACCCAGGAGAGGCUGAGAGUCGCGAGGAGGGACCCUCUAAAGGCUCCCCAAUGAACAGUGUUGGUGCCCCCACGCUGAGGAAGAAAACAGAGUCUGCGUUGUGUGAGUGUGGGGAGAUGCUAGCAUCACUGGCGUUGGGACUGGAUGUCAGGAAACUCCGUGGAGCCCAGGCCCCCCAGAAACCAUCACCCAAGGAGGAAAAGAAGAGAGAGGACUCUCUUCAGUGGGUCUCCAGGUGCCAAGCAAGUACCAGCCCACAUCUCAGACAGCCAUCUACAGGCAGGGUACCUAGUGAUGAUCCUUCUCUCCUGCCGCCAAGUGCCACGAGCCUUUUCUCAAAGUCUUCUCUCUCCACGAAGUGCUUGCUGCCUGCUUCUGAGGAGGAUCCUUCUUUGGGGAACACGCAGAUCUCUUGUGGUCCCAUGAUGCUCACCCCAGCCUCCUGUUCUGCCACCCCAGAAAGCAGCUGUGAACUCAUCCCUGGACCAAGACUUAAGAAUGACUAUGGUGUGCUGAGAAGCAUGUCACCUGCCCUCCUGGAGCAGACAGGGGAAAACCCACCAGCCUGUGCCCCUGUAGGAGGCAAGGAAUGCCAUCAUGCAUGGAUGGAAUCCAAAGAAACUCCUUUCCAGCCUCAAAGUGCCCCUGAAGACUCUGGGCUACCACACUCUGCCUCACCUGGUCCUCACAAUGAGCUGGCAAGCCAGGACUUUCCUGUGCAACCCCAAAGUGUUCUGACCAAUCGUCCGGCAUGCCCUGUCCCACCACAAAGCCCACACACUGCUUCCCUGAGGACAACACCCCCCCAUACCUGGACCUGUGACAUGGAACAUGCAGUGCCAGCCCUCGCCUGUCUCCUCGGUGCCCAGGAGAGAAGCAGGUUCCAGGCACCUUCUUUGUUGGAUGCCAGUGUGGAAGGUCAGAGCAAGGACUGCACCACGCCCUUGUGUAGAGUGAAGAGCGUGGCGUGCCAGCCAUCCAUCUAUGCCCUGGAGAAAGACUUUCUGACCUGAGGGCCUUGGCUCUCCCAGCAUUCACAUUUGAGGCGGACACACGGAGGCACCGUGUGCCUUUGUGCUGUGUUUCCAGCUGUGACCCAGGACACUAGUGGUGGAUGCCGACUCUGAGGUGUGCCAGUGGCUGCUGUUGGCUGUCCGUGUCAUGCCCACUGGAUGUUAGUUACCCAGCGACUUGAAAUAUACAGAAGUUCAGCCA
Molecule: messenger RNA, 4843 nt
Organism: Mesocricetus auratus (golden hamster)
Lineage: Eukaryota; Metazoa; Chordata; Mammalia; Rodentia; Cricetidae
Gene: Map3k21
Product: mitogen-activated protein kinase kinase kinase 21
Exons: 10
Coding region: 1657-4641 (994 amino acids)
Biological process (GO): protein phosphorylation
Molecular function (GO): JUN kinase kinase kinase activity; ATP binding; protein binding
Source: RefSeq, a predicted model, not a curated record